AUGCCAGAGCUGGUGGCGGAGGCGUGGACGACGCCGGCGAGGCGCCGCCGGGUGCUGCUCGUCGUCAGCCUGAUGGCGCUCCUCGCAUUCUUCGUCCUCGGCCGGGAGAGCGCGUCGGCGGUCUGGGAGAUCGCCAGCGCCAAGCUCGUCGCCAUCAACAAUGGAGGAGGUUUUAUGUUCACGAACGCCUCUCAUGGUCACGACGAGCUCCUCGGCGGCCUGCUCGCGCCCGGCAUGGACGGCGACUCGUGCCGGAGCCGUCACCUCCUGUCGAGGUACUACAAGCACUUCCCCUACGCGCCGUCGCCGCACCUCCUGCACAAGCUGCGCGCCUACGAGGCCCGCCACCGGAGGUGCGCCCCCGGCACGCCGCUCUACGCCAGGUCCGUCGAGCAGCUCCGGUCCGGCCGCAGCGCCGACGAGGCAGGCGUGGAGUGCAGGUACAUCGUGUGGCUCCCCAUCGACGGCCUCGGCAACCGCAUGCUCUCCAUGGUCAGCGGCUUCCUCUACGCGCUCCUCACCGGCCGCGUCUUCCUCGUGGCCAUGCCGCCGGACGCCGCCGACCUCUUCUGCGAGCCCUUCCCGGGAACGACGUGGCUGCUCCCGCUGGAGGACUUCCCCGUCGCCAACCUCUUCGGGCUCGGCCACAAUCCGGAGCAGUCGUACACGCGCCUCCUCCGCAAGAAGAAGAUCGUCGUGGACGGCGACGACAACCCGGCGAGCAACGCGACGGCGGCCGCGGCGCCGCCCGUGCCGGCGUACGUGUACCUGAGCCUGGGGUGGCAGAUGACGGACGGGCCCUUCUUCUGCGGCGAGCACCAGCGCGCGCUCGGCAAGGUGAACUGGAUCCUGCUGUACAGCGACCUCUACUUCGCGCCGUCGCUGCACACGAUCGCCGCGUUCCGGGACGAGCUCCGGCGGCUGUUCCCGGCCAGGGAGAGCACGUCCCACCUCCAGCUCCGGUACCUGCUCCACCCGGGCAACCCCGUGUGGGGCCUGGUCACCAGGUAUUACCACUCGUACCUCGCUCCGGCGGCGCGGCGGAUCGGCGUGCAGAUCAGGAUGGUCGGCUCCGACACCGUCCCGGCAGACGACAAGUACAACCAGAUCCUCGCGUGCUCCCGGCAGGAGCGCAUACUGCCGGAAACCGUCGAUGGCAGUAUAUAA
Molecule: messenger RNA, 1167 nt
Organism: Panicum virgatum (switchgrass)
Lineage: Eukaryota; Viridiplantae; Streptophyta; Magnoliopsida; Poales; Poaceae
Product: galactoside 2-alpha-L-fucosyltransferase-like
Exons: 2
Coding region: 1-1167 (388 amino acids)
Biological process (GO): cell wall biogenesis; xyloglucan biosynthetic process
Cellular component (GO): membrane; Golgi apparatus
Molecular function (GO): galactoside 2-alpha-L-fucosyltransferase activity
Source: RefSeq, a predicted model, not a curated record